UUGCACAAUCAUCUCAUUCUUAAUCCAGACCAAUGGAGGCGAAGAAAGAGGAGGAGCUUGAUCUCUUGUCUGAUGAAUCAGCAAAGCCAUCGCAAAAUUCAACCGGUCUGGUUACAAGUAAAAUUAGUAAAGUCCCAACAGAAGAAACUAUGAAUGAAAAUUCUCGAGGAGAAUCGCCAUCGCCUUUAGAGGCCUGGUCACCGUCUUUAUGGUUCUAUUUAUCAUCUGCAAUAGCCUCGGCACGGUCAUCAUCCUUCAGGGGGCCACCUUCUUGUCAUCUGUCCUCCAGACCAUCACCCUUCAGGCAUAUCUUUUUCAUGUCAAAUUUGAAGGUAACUACUUUUCAUGUUUAUAUUGAGGUAUAAUAGAAGGAUUUUUUUU
Molecule: messenger RNA, 381 nt
Organism: Erythranthe guttata (spotted monkey flower)
Lineage: Eukaryota; Viridiplantae; Streptophyta; Magnoliopsida; Lamiales; Phrymaceae
Source: RefSeq, a predicted model, not a curated record